UAUGUGCACCAUUUUCAUGUAGGAUGAUCAGCAGGUCGUCAUGAAGCGCAAAACAGAGCUUGGUGGAACUUUUUCAAUAGCUAGUUGGAUACUUUUUAUUGGUCUGUUUGCUGCUUUGCUCUACCAAAUCAUAUCGAAGAGAGCUAUUGAGAUGCACAAUGUGAGAGCAACAAAUGCACCUGAUUUAGCUGCUUUUAUAAACGAUUUGGAGUUUAACAUCACUACCAUCUCAAGUAUGAGUUGCUUACACUUGCGUGGUCUCGGAACCGUGGUAACUGGGAACCCAGGCUUCGUUGACUAUCGAUUUGCUCCUCUGUCAACAUUUGCCAACUAUUCCUGUAUAAACACAACUAAAGGACCAACUAUCGUGCUUAAGUGCAGCAACUGUCCAAUUAGUCGAGAUAGUGCCUAUAUUUCAUGGCAAUUUGUUGAUCUCCCAAAUAGUCCUGCAACAGCUAUUGGUUUUCAGUUCAACCUAACAGCAAAAGAUCCUAAAAAUAAGAAACAUCUGAGCUUGGUCAGUGGAACACUGAGGAAUGGAAGCAAUUUUGAUAACAAACCGGUUACAUUUAGAGGGCUGACACCAAAUAUAUUGAAGUUCAAUUUUUUCCCUAGAAUGUACCAUAAUUUGCAUGACCUGAGGCUUAUCCAACCACUACUUCAUGAGUUUCUGCCAGGUUCAUCUUUUAAUGAGAUAAGUCAACUCCAAGCCUCAGUUCAAAGGCCUAAUGAUGGACUAAUCAACACGACAUUAUAUGUCAACUUCCUAUCUUCGUAUAUAGUUGAGAUCAAGAAUCAAAAUGUUUUGGGGCCUGUAAGCUUCCUUGCGGAUCUUGGUGGCCUUUAUUGCAUCAGUAUUGGCCUCUUCUUCUACAUUUUGGUGCAGUGUGAAUAUAGGAUCAAGAAAUUACGCAAUGAGGAUUGUGUAAUGCGGAAGGUUAGAAGUCGCCGAAAAGCUCAAGACCGCUGGGAUAAACUGAGGAAAUAUGUGAUGUACACAUACGCUCCUAACCAAUUGGAAGAGGUGUACGACAUGAGAAAUGAUGGUUGUUGCACAGGUGUCAAAAUGGAAUCACUCAACAGAAAGAGCUCUUCAGUUAGAGGAAGAGGGUCUAGCAGAUUAGAUACCAUCAGUUUUAGCCGAAAAGUUAGCUUACCUAGUGAAAAGAGAGCCAUUUCAGAGCAGAUUGAUACUCAAGGUGCCACACGUUUUUUGCCUGAAUCUGCAGCAGAUUGCCGAAAGAGUACACGUCUGAAGGAAGAAAGAUUUCAAGAAAAUGCUGUACCUCCAAGCACGAAAGAUAGUAAACCUGAAGAUUUAGAUAUUGUUAUCCAGUCUCCAGCUUUUUCUGCAGCUGACAACUUAACUGUUCCACCUCCGCCUCCAUUAGAAUCACAGGCUGCUGAUCAUAUAAGUAUGACCAAUCUCCAGAAAGAUCUCCAAAACCUCUACGAAUACAAUAUGUUGCUCAGGGAAAAGUUGAUUGCUGCCCAGUCAAUGCUUCAUGCAUUAACCAACAAGGAGUCGACUUUAGCAGCUAAUAAUGGUGAUAUUAUUACUAGAGAAUGAUUGUGCUCAAUUGAAGUGGCAAGAAGACAGCUGCAACUUGUCCAAACACUUCCAUUCUCUUGAAUAUUCUGAGAGAUUCUGGGAAUUUGUAUUAUGGAGGAAACAGGCUCAAAAACUGAUUAUUGAAGGAUGCGGUAAGCAAAUUUGUGUACAUGUUGCUGACUUGGUUAUCUGUAGAGUUGUGGUUGAUAAUGCCCUGUUAGUAGAACAAACACUGAAUGCAAUGCUCAAAGGUGAUGAAGUACUUCUCUCUGUGCUGUACAUUACAAAUUCGGAGGCAUUGUGACCUGAGAAUCAUUGCCAAUGGUACUAUCGAUGACAGUCUUCUGUUUGUUGUAUGAUUUUAUUACAUUUAGCAGGGAGUUCAUUCUUUUGGAGCAGGAUUAUGUUCCUUUAUGAGUUAAAUAUCUGAGCUGGUGUAAUGUACAAUAUGUAGGACAAUGAUUUAAGGAAAUUUGAUUACACGAUAUUGGUGCACUAGCGUGAAUUAGCUAUAAUAGUUACUGGGCUAUGUAAAUCUACCCGAGACAGUUCUGUAUUGGUACUCCUUGUUCUUGUUUCUCUUCAACUGCUUACAGUUUUCCCAGUUUCGUUUCGUCAAAAGUGAGAAAAUGUAAAAGACUAGAUUUUUGCAACA
Nicotiana tabacum (common tobacco) is the source of this 2207-nucleotide messenger RNA. The record is from RefSeq and is a predicted model, not a curated record. Lineage: Eukaryota; Viridiplantae; Streptophyta; Magnoliopsida; Solanales; Solanaceae.